This is a messenger RNA of Glarea lozoyensis ATCC 20868, 2025 nucleotides long. RefSeq lists its product as uncharacterized. The transcript has 3 exons. NCBI's taxonomy places the organism in Eukaryota, Fungi, Ascomycota, Leotiomycetes, Helotiales, Helotiaceae. The record is from RefSeq and is a predicted model, not a curated record. The coding region runs from base 1 to 2025 and encodes 674 amino acids.
AUGUCGAGUACGGACCCCGCUCUCGUAGGUUUUGCGCCUGCACCGGGUACAGAAGGACCAGCACUUCCUCCAGAUGUCGCUGUACAGCCAGAGCGACCGGUUGGGAAACCAGAGAUGGUGGAAACUGAUUACGCCGAACCGCUAACGGUGAGCCACGAGCUUGCGACUGCGGAUCAUGAGGAAAAGGGUGCUGCACAAUUGAACCAUGAUCAGACAGAAGUUAAAGAUCUGGGAUGGAGUCACCCAGUUGAAGAUGCACCUGUGCCAUUGGUGGGUGGGCUUCCAAAUGAGCAAUUAUGGACGUUGAUUAGACGGUUUAAUAAACAAAUGUACCAUGUCAAAAGCUUGCCAGAACCACCACUCGGCGGUCUAGAUUUACAAAUUGCCGAUGAAGAGGAAUUUUCACCUGAUAAACUUCGAUCGAAUAUUGAACGGCUUUACAUGACCGUAAUCAUCACGGCAGUUGGAUUCUACAAACAUAUCGCUCGACUCCGUUCCUGGCGGGAGCGUAAUCGCACUCUUGCGUUUCUGGGCGUCUACUCAGUAGCGUGGUUGAUUGACUUUCUGGUCCCAACAAUCGUGGCUUUCUUGAUGAUCCUCAUUGUUUACCCGCCGUCUCGACAAUAUUGCUUUCCACCAGCUCCAAUAGCGUUGAUCGAUUCGAAAACUGGAGGAGUCAAGAAACCUACAGCAGGAGUUCUAGGAAGUGACAACAGUCUUACAGGCGCUCCAGAAAAAUACCACGGCGAAGCAGUUGAAAACGAGGCGGCCAACUUUGUCAACGGAUUCACAUCGAUCGCCAUCUCUUCGGCUGCUGGAAAGCAUCCUCAAGGUGAUCCUCAUGCCGGAGAAGAAGGAGCUAGCAGUAUAGAAGAUAGAGCUCCAGAUCCAACAAAUCUAGCUUUAGGUGCUGCAAAUGCCAAGGAUAAUGUGUCAGGUGGGAAGCCAAAUACCACCCACGAUAAAACGAAAGAGCCCAUGUCCGCGGCGAUGUGGUCGAAAACGAGACCAGUUAUGCAUACCAUAGCUGACAUUUCAGAUGGAUUUGAAAGAUUUGCAAAUGCUCUCUCGCCAACAGCCCCAUUUCCAAAGGACAAACCUCGAAUGAAACUCGCAGGCUGUCUCGCUCCUGUUCUGCUCAUCUCGAUGUUCACAAGUUCAUAUAUGUUCUACAAGAUGAAUGGCUUUUUCAUCGGAUUUGGAUUCUUUGCUGAUCCUAUCAUCUGGAGAGGACUUACUUAUUUGAACGAAAAAUACCCAGACUGGCAAAAGCUUCUCGAACUCCGAAAUACAUUGCUCAAAGGAGUCCCUACAAACGCCCAGCUUACAAUCACCCUUCUUCGAAUUGGAGAAGUAAACAAAGCUCCCCUACCACCACCACCCUACUCAGGACCACCUCCACCACACGAUGCUCACGAAACAGCAGGUCAAAACCUAGAACACCUCGAAGGCGUCCCCGACGACGAAAUCGCCGCCGCCAUCAACCCCGACCCCACAGUACCCACCCCCGCCGAAGUCCACCCCCCCAAAAAGAAAGCCGGCCGUCGUAUCGUCGCGGCCCUCAAAUCAGCAACCAAAGGCUCCGUCGAAACCAUCCUCGGCACCGACCGCCUCAAAGCCGCCGCCGGCUCCGGCCACGCCAAAAACCGUCUCGGCGUUCUCACCAACGGUCUCCAGCGCGAAGCCGGGCCCGUCGCCUUCCCCUGCCGCUUCAAAGGCCGCAAAGGCCACGCUUACAUCACGACCACUGCGACCAGUCCGGCGCUCAGCUGGACGACGGCGCUCGAUGAUCGCGAUCCGGUGUUCUCGGUUGCGAUUCAGGAUAUCAUGGAGAUUAAGAAGGUGGGGGGGUUGGGGUGGAAGACGAAACUUGUGGUGGGGUGGGCGACGGAUAGGGAGAUUGCUGAUGGGUUGGUGGUGGUGGAUAAGGUGGGGGAGAAGAAACAUUUGACGGCUAUUGCGUUGAGGGAGGAGCUUUUUAAUCGGUUGAUUGCGUUGGGGAAUCAGAUGUGGGAGGCUUGGUAG